Molecule: messenger RNA, 589 nt
Organism: Pseudocercospora fijiensis CIRAD86
Lineage: Eukaryota; Fungi; Ascomycota; Dothideomycetes; Mycosphaerellales; Mycosphaerellaceae
Exons: 1
Coding region: 58-276 (72 amino acids)
Source: RefSeq, a predicted model, not a curated record
GCCCUGUCUUUCGUCGUUGAUACAUAGCCUGUGGCCGUGAAGACUGCUUUCGAAAUCAUGCCCGCUGAAUCCCUGAUCGUCAAAGCACUAGUCAUAGAUUUGGCCAGCAGCUGGGGCACUAGUGAUUGCUUUAUGAGUUUGGAGGGCUUGGAGGAUUUGGGACAGACGCCAGGAUUCUUCAUUGCCUUCACGCGCGAGAUCUUCUCCGGCGAGGGAGGUACCAAGAAAGUCCGAGAGCCGUUUUGCGAUUAUGAAAUCAGCGAAUUCCUGGUUUGAGGCUAAUCGGCGGGAGCUGUGUGCUGUUGUCGCAGCAGCGGCGGCUAGAACAAGUUUGGGCAAGUGUUGUUGAGGAGCAUGGUGGCUUAGGUGUCUUGGGCACAGGAUGGCCACCCCAACUACGUGUGAUGCCAGAAAGAUGAAAGGGGUAUCCUAGGUUGGCACAUGGCCAUCACGAACGGCCGGCAACAUUACGCACUACUGCACGUAAUACCAGAACCACUAUCCGAUGACUUUCGAAUCGAGUCGAACUACUUAUAGCAAGGCGUCUUACUGCUCAAGUAGACUGCGCAGAAUCGCUAUCAAUCAAUUG